This is a messenger RNA of Fraxinus pennsylvanica, 846 nucleotides long. NCBI's taxonomy places the organism in Eukaryota, Viridiplantae, Streptophyta, Magnoliopsida, Lamiales, Oleaceae. The record is from the annotation of a GenBank genome assembly.
AUGGAUUGGCCAUUGAGGCAAAAAGUGGGUCUUGGAAUAGCAAAAAGACUUGCAUAUCUUCAUUCAAGUUCUGCUGUUGGAAUUCCUAUUGUUCAUAGGGAGUUCAAAUCGACCAACAUUCUGCUCGACUCUAGCUACGAAGCAAAGAUAUUUGAUAACUUAUCGAAAAUACAAGAAGGAGUGAAAUCUGGGUCAGGGCCAAAGAGGAAUAUAAGGCUGCUCAAGGCUAAUUACGUAAAGGAGUUCACUUUCUUGGGUCAAGGUGAGGACCCACUUGAUAUCAGUAAGUGUUUUCUUGAUCUCAACACUCUUCAGGCCAGAGAAGACUCUGCUAUCAGACAAGCAGAAAUAGAUGCUGAGAGGAUUGGAGUUGGUGUCAGUGCUGAGGCUCAGAGUAUUUUUGAUGCAUUGGCUAAGACGAAAAUACAAGAAGGAGUGAAAUCUGGGUCAGGGCCAAAGAGGAAUAUAAGGCUGCUCAAGGCUAAUUACGUAAAGGAGUUCACUUUCUUGGGUCAAGGUGAGGACCCACUUGAUAUCAGUAAGUGUUUUCUUGAUCUCAACACUCUUCAGGCCAGAGAAGACUCUGCUAUCAGACAAGCAGAAAUAGAUGCUGAGAGGAUUGGAGUUGGUGUCAGUGCUGAGGCUCAGAGUAUUUUUGAUGCAUUGGCUAAGACGCUCCCUGUGCGCUGGGACAAGACCAAUAUAGUUGUGAUGAAUGAAGUGCGUGUAAGCAGUCCGUAUCUGCCUGAGAAUGUUACUGGAGGAACUCCUGCUGCAAAUGAACGGGUGCGGAAAGUGCUGGAAUUUGAGAAAAAGAGGUUGCAAGCUCGCAGUGCUGGUCAGUGA